Rhincodon typus (whale shark) is the source of this 656-nucleotide messenger RNA. It is a transcript of the gene pfdn6, whose product is annotated as prefoldin subunit 6. Lineage: Eukaryota; Metazoa; Chordata; Chondrichthyes; Orectolobiformes; Rhincodontidae. Bases 66 to 446 code for a protein of 126 amino acids. Gene Ontology annotation, biological process: chaperone-mediated protein complex assembly; protein folding. The transcript has 4 exons. The record is from RefSeq and is a predicted model, not a curated record. Gene Ontology annotation, cellular component: cytoplasm; prefoldin complex. Gene Ontology annotation, molecular function: protein-folding chaperone binding.
GGGGGGGGGGGGGGGAGGGGCGCGAGUUGACGUCAACGCGCGACGGGGUCAGAGUUCGGUGAAAAAUGGCGGACGGGAUCCAGAGGAAGCUGCAGCACGAGCUGGAGAAAUACCAGGCGUUACAGAAAGACCUCAGCAAAUGUCUUUCUGCCCGACAGAAACUAGAGGCACAAGUGACCGAGAACACCAUUGUUAAAGAGGAACUGGAUCUGUUGGAAUCCACGAACACCGUGUUCAAGCUGGUGGGUCCAGUCCUGGUGAAGCAGGGUCUAGAGGAAGCCAAACUGACAGUCGCUAAGCGAUUGGAUUAUAUCAACGGGGAAAUAAAGCGGUAUGAAGGACAAAUGAAGGAGCUGGAGAAGACGUCGGAGCAGCAAAGAGAAACACUGGCGAAACUACAGCAUGAUUUCCAGAAAGCACAGGGCAAGACCCCCAUUAAAGUGUGAACACAGCCUCCUCUUCUCUCUAACUACCCCCCCGCCACCACCGCCCAGUCCCACGCCUCCCCCCACCCCCACCUGUCUCUCUCAGAGGAUCCCAGCUCCUCACUAACGUCCUUCAGUCUUGGCUUUGAGGGUGGUCCCUGUCCCACAUGCAGGACCCACACCCAGACGAACUGGUAUUCAGCGGCUGAUUAAAUUACAUCGAGUCUUAAA